Molecule: messenger RNA, 1678 nt
Organism: Phaeodactylum tricornutum CCAP 1055/1
Lineage: Eukaryota; Bacillariophyta; Bacillariophyceae; Surirellales; Neidiaceae
Exons: 1
Coding region: 26-1678 (550 amino acids)
Biological process (GO): protein phosphorylation
Molecular function (GO): ATP binding; protein kinase activity
Source: RefSeq, a predicted model, not a curated record
CUUUCGGUUUACAGUUGUUGACAACAUGUGGCAAACUUACAAUCGAUUGGACAGAAUUUGGGACGAUGCAGGGUCAUCGGACUCUGACAGUCAAGAGAAUUCGUCCUUCCUCUCUUCAAAUGCCUCUUUCAGCGACUACGAGCGCUCCGGUACUUCAGCUCCAGUAGCUGCGGCUGCAACAGCUUACGAUAGUGGAAUUACUGUUAAUCAUGUUUCAUCGCUUUUGAGGCAUCGUGGAAAAGAAUUUUCCGUCAGCGAAAUGCGAGGAAAUGACGCCGAUGUGAUAUCAUACGAUAGCGAAGGAAGCGGAAGAACACCACCGUCACAACAUCGUCGCUUUCGUUGGGGGAGACGAUGGCGACGUCCACGACAAACCCGUCAAUGGCUGCGCAGUGUAUGCCAAAAUUAUUGUAGCGAUACCAACGACGUGGGUCUUUUUUGCAGCGGUGUUGCCACCGUUUUGCUUUGCUGUAGCCUUCUGGUUUGGAUUGCGCUUGCUUGCAUUGUUCCAGCGUGGGGCAACUCGCUGGGCACGGGCAGCAAGGGCGCUGGCUUGACGACUCGGCAGCGGACCCACAUGCGAACCAAAGAUCGAGCGCAUUCAGGAUUUGGAAGCAAAGAGAUGCUGCAGAAGGUCGCCACACACGUUUGGAACUCUGUCCAUGGCAAGCCCAACGCAAACGACGUUGUGAUUGCGAAAAAAAAGAAGACCUCAGAAGCUCUUAAGCCCGGAUGCGUAAGAGCCGAUUGGCAAGAGUUGAACUUGCCAAAUUGCAAUCUUAUCCACGAAGUUGACUUGCAAUCUGUUUUCGACCGUCAAAGGCAAGGGCGCGACAAGCCUAUUGGUAUCCUCGACAACGGAAUGUGGAGAGAUGUCAUAGCCGUUGAUCCGAGCGCUGUAAUGAAAGAACCUCUGGUAUUAAAGGUGAUGAAACGAGUCCACGAUUUUGAUCAACGAAACUUUGACCGCCAUCGACGUGAUGCGCUGUCAAUGGAGCAGCUUACUUCGUCGCCGAACAUUGUUGACAUCUAUUCAUUUUGCGGAAACAGCAUGUUGACGGAGUUUAUCGGAAAUAAUAUGGAGCAUAUCUUUUUAGAGAACACUCUCGUGAGUUCCAACAAAUUUGCAACACGACACACUGAGCGAGGACGGCUGUAUCUGGCGCUGCAAGCCGCCCGAGCCGUGCGGGCGCUCCACGAAUUACCAGGGGGGCCAAUUGUUCACGCCGAUCUGCAACCACGUCAGUACUUAGUCAAAGAUGACGGAACGGUCAAACUCAACGACUUUAACCGGUGUCGGUUCAUGGGGCAUCGGUACGAUACCGGAGCAUGUUGUCCACUUCACAUUCCAUCAGCCCCGGGUAAAUGGCGCUCACCGGAAGAGUACGCGUCUCAGGAUCUGGACGAAAAACUCGAUGUUUACUCGUUAGCCAAUGUCUACUAUGGAAUCCUGACGGGCGAGCAGCCGUGGGAUAAAUGGAGUGUGGCGGAAACAAAGCAGUUUGUAAUGAAAGGCACGAAACCUUUCAUUCCUUACCUCAAUUCCAAAAACGCGUCUCACACGGAUAUGGUCCUGGCCACCUUAACAAAUCGUGCUUACGAAUUAGAUCCGAGCAAGCGUGUCAGUGCUGCUGAAAUCGUCGCUACUCUAGAAGAUUUAUUGAACGGAGAAUUUUAA